Ruditapes philippinarum (Manila clam) is the source of this 4050-nucleotide messenger RNA. RefSeq names its product DNA endonuclease RBBP8-like. Gene Ontology annotation, cellular component: site of double-strand break. The record is from RefSeq and is a predicted model, not a curated record. Gene Ontology annotation, molecular function: double-stranded DNA binding; single-stranded DNA binding; Y-form DNA binding. Lineage: Eukaryota; Metazoa; Mollusca; Bivalvia; Venerida; Veneridae. Bases 159 to 3317 code for a protein of 1052 amino acids. Gene Ontology annotation, biological process: double-strand break repair via homologous recombination; DNA double-strand break processing involved in repair via single-strand annealing. The transcript is spliced from 13 exons.
ACUCAUCUUUAUCCACUACUUUAUUAUGUAAACAUAAUUUUACCGGGAUAUUUGACUGUACAUUCUGAGAGGCUGACUGUAUUUAUUCACGUAUUUAUUAGCAUAUUUCCUCCUUCAAGAAGUCUAAUACGAUGUCGUUAUUUCACGUUAAGUAAAAAAUGGGAGAUACAAAUCAACAGUGUGGUGAAACGAUGGAACAGCUGUUAAAGAAAGUGUAUACUGUACAUAAAGAUACUUUAAAGGGUGUGAAUGCAAAUUUAACAAAGUACAAAUCAGCUUACUUAAAAAUUUUGGAGAAAUGUAAACAGUUAGAGAGGAUUAAUGAUGAAUUGUCAUCAGAGAAUAGAAAAUUGAGUACAGCUAUCACAACCAGGCAAAGCAGAGAUGGGAGCUGCUGUGAAGUAAUAAGACAGUCCCUUGAUACUGUUAUAUCAUCGUAUAAACAAAUGUUAGCAGACAAAGAUGCCAGGAUUAAUCAGCUUGAGGAUGAGUUGUACAGAAUCAGACGAGGAACAGGAAAUAACAGUUUAGAACAAUUAUGUGUAAAAGGCAACGUUUCGAUACCAAAGACGUCACAAGUAGAGUCUAAAGAGCAAGACCCUGAUUCAACAUCAUGCACCACUCCAAAUAAGACAAAACAGAGGAAAGAUUUUGGUACUGGAGAAACACCGAUAUGCCUGGAAGAAGAGUUAGUGUUUGACACUAGUCCUGAUGAUGCUGUAAAAUUCAAGUUAAAUCGUAAAAGGAGUAAGCGUAGCAGAUAUUCUGAGGAAGUCUCACCAGACCUAAAAAAGCAAAGACAUUCAUCACCUUUAGCUAAAACAGCCCAAAAUUCAGAUGACAUUGCUCAAAAGAAGGAAAGUUACGCUGAACGAGCAAAUCAAGGACCGGAUCCGGAUAAUAAAGUUAUAAACAAGACAAGGAAAAUAAAGAAAAACAGUUCUGAGGGUAAAGUACUUGUGGCUGAUACAUGUGUACCUGAUCUAAAUGAGUCAGUGGUAUCUAAAGGGUUUGGAAUUGACACAGCUAAUGCAGGGGAAGGCGAAGAUAAUUUGUAUAGGAAGCUGUUUAAUACUUCUAAUGUUGUAGUUGUACCUGAAACUGUUGCCUUCGAUAUGGAUGACACAAUCAUGCCUGAAGAUACCUGUAAAUUGGACAUGGGUAAGGACAGAAAGAAGUUUCAGCCAGAACUACUCGAUGUAUCUGAACAUUUUGAGGAAUCUGAUACUGUAGAUGAAGGGGUAGUUGUAUCAGAUAUAGAAAAUGAUAGGACUUAUAAAUUUUCUAUGAAAAAUAAGGCUGAAAAGAAAGAUAAAAGUAAAGUCAAUAAGCAGAUUGAGAUUCCUCUGAGUUUCAGAAGUAUUUUAGAAAGUUCAGACAGUGAAAGUUCAGAUAUAAAGGAAAGAGAAUCACCAAAUGUAGAUAUUGAUUGUGGUGAGAGUUUAGUCAAAGACUCUGACGAUAAUGAAGAAGACACAUUCUUUGAUAGUUUGCCAAACUCUCAGAAAUUUCUCAAGGCAAAGUCAAAAAGUGUAGAGAGUUUGACAGAGGCGGAUAAAAGCAUAAGGAAUGUUUGUAGAAAUAUUAAAGAGGUUGAUGCUUUGUUUGAAACUCCAGACUCUAAUAAAGGCAGUGAAAAAGGAAACAGAGAUUCUGGUACAAGAAAACCAUUAUUUAGAAAAGGUAAGAAAGAGUGUUUGAAAAAGGAAGAGCAAAGUGAAGUGAUACUUAGAAGGUCGCCAAGGAAACAUAAACCUGUCAUAGCAACAAGAUCACGAAGAACACCUACAAAAGUACGAACCAAGUUGGUUAAUGUAAAGCCCAGUGAUGAUCCAAAUGGUGAUAACGGAUCUGGAAGUUGUAAGGAAAGGUCAUUGCAUGCUGAAGGUAAUGAAGAAGAUGAUAUGGAUGAAACUGUUGCACGGGAUGGUAUUAUACAUAAUGUGACUGAUGAAGAAAUGGAUAAUGAAAAUGAGACCAUAGAUUGCUAUAAUGUUAUGCCGGUUAAAGAUGGAAAUGUUAUUCCCAGUAAAAAGUUUCAGGUAAAAGUAAAAGGUAUUAAAAAACUGAAUAACUCAAGUUCUGACAAUAAUGUUAAGGAUCAUGAAAUUAAAACUACACAGAUUAUAAAUAUACAUGACCAAACAUUAAAAUCACCUUCUCUGUUAGGUCAGGGUGGUAAAAUGUGUUCCGUAGAUAAACUAGAUGUAAUAACUGUUGGUAGUUCAAGUGGUAAAAGUUCAAGUGAAAGUGUAGAGUCACCUUUGAUAUUUAAAGUAGAGAGAUAUAAAGAACAUAUUGACAAUGAUUUAGAAAUUGUUGACUGGAAAUCUGCUAAAUCACAGAGAAAGAAAAGUUCAGGUGAUUCUCAAAGUUCUCUAUCUUUAUCAACAAAAAGAACAAGUUUAAGGUCUUCUCAGACAGGUUGCGACUUUAAGAAACCCAGUAAGGAUUCUAUGAUAAGGAAUAGGAAACAUUCACUGAAAGGACAGACUACCUUAACUCAGGGAUUUUUUAGUCCAAAGAAAAAUAAUGCUUGCAAUAAAAGAAUGGAUGAAGAUGGACAGAAUAGCAAAUUGAAAAAGAGUGUGAAUGAAACUGAAAUCCGAGUUUUCAGGGAGCUUAAAGAUGAAAAUGGGAUAAGCACAGGGAAUGCUGGGAACAAUAGGCUUAAUGGAAGCCUGGAUCCAUCUGCAGAACUUUCUGAAUGGUGCAGGGAUCCAGAAACAUUACCAUCUCUUGAUACUGACUUUUGUGAGGCAGAUUUACAAAGUGGUGUCAAUUCCCCACCAAAGACAUCAACCCUGGCAGUAGAGGACACACAAGAUAUACCUUGUAGUUCCACAAGCUAUAAGUUCUUACCCAAGAAACAUAGAAAAAAAGAUAUAGAAAAUGUAGAUCCCAAAAAACCUGCCGUCAACAUUGAUGACAGUUUUGACAGAUUGCCUAAGAGUAAGACAUCUGAUAUUGCCCACGUUGCUGUUGUUAGGAAGAGAGAUGAGAGACAAAAAUUACCGGGGCAUGGUUGUAAACAAUGUGUCGAGUAUUACAAGUCAGCCGGUCGGUCAGACGAGGAGAUACAGCAGCACAUGCACAAAUGUUCACGUCAUCGAGCACAAUAUGUACCUCCUGACACACCACCACACUUCUGGUCUGUAGGUUUUAUUGAAACACAGGAAAAUGAUACCUCAGUGGUUAAGGAUGAUAACGUUGGGGUGGAAGAGGAUGAAGAUGCUCCUACUUACAGAAGACGGAGACGUCUCAAUAAAUGCUUCAGGUCCAAAAACGAGAAUUCUGUAAUGGAGGAUGAUAAUUAAAAUACAUGAUACUCAUGUCAUACUAAUAAUAUUACAUGUACAUGUAUAUACUUUUGUCAUAAAAUUGUAUAAUUAAAUCAGGAAAUUGUGUAAAUUCUUUUUUGAAAUAAAUUAUUGAUUUUGAAUAAGUCGUUUUUAUUGUCAGAACGUAUUUGGAUCAAAUUUAAUUUAAAUAGAGCGAUUAUUUUAAAAUGAUCAUGUCCCAUGGUAUACAUUUAGUAAAUGGUGUAACUGGAUACAUUUAGAAAAGAUCAGGAUCAAAAAUAUAUAUAAUUUUAUAUCUAUAGCAUAGGAAAUGUAUAAAUGUACACAAUUUAAUUGACUCUAGAAGUGUAUCCAAACAAAAUCAUCACAAUUUUCUUUAUUUUAUGGUGUUGAAGCUUAGCAUAUAGUAAUACAUUGUCUGUCCGUUCGUCUUAGCAACUAUAUUAGGUAUGGGGACCAUACAAUGGUAAAUUUACAAUAGAAUCAAACCAUACAAUGGCAUAAGAGACGAUGACCGGGUCGGUCUCCUCAACAGAUUAAGAAAAAUGUAUUUUGUUAAUUUGUAAAAAAAAAUAAGUUAAAAAACAUAUUCUUGAUGAAACGUGAAAAUCUAAGGGAAGUAACUACACGUGAACUUUGACAUUAUAAAUUGAAAUUCUCUCCCUGACAUAGUUUUGCAUGUGACAAAAAGAUAUAAUUUAUCUGUUAUAUUUUAACAUGUUUGUUUACAUGGACAUUAAUGAUAUAU